AUGUAUAAUGGAAGAACGAAUCCCAUGGAGCAUGUAAGCCACUUCAACCAGAGAAUGGCUAUGCACUCCAAGAGCGAGGCCCUAGUGUGUAAGGUGUUCCCAUCCAGCUUGGGGCCUGUGGCAAUAACAUGGUUUGACGGCCUAAAGGAAGGCUCUAUCAACUCCUUUAAAGAACUUACUCGGGAGUUCGGAGCCCAUUUUAUGACUUUCAGCAAGGUUCCUCGACCUUUGAACUCUUUGCUGUCCAGGGCAAUGCGGGAGGGGGAGACCUUGAAAACGUACUCCAACAAGUACUUGGAGAUUUUCAAUGAAAUAGAUGGGGACUUUGAUGAAAUGGAUAUAAGAACCUUCAAGAUCGGCCUGCCAACCGAGCAUGAUCUGAGAAAGUCUUUGAUCAGGAAACCGGUCAAGAGUGUGCAUAGGCUCAUGGAUCGCAUUGAUUAG
Quercus robur (English oak) is the source of this 444-nucleotide messenger RNA. RefSeq lists its product as uncharacterized. The record is from RefSeq and is a predicted model, not a curated record. Lineage: Eukaryota; Viridiplantae; Streptophyta; Magnoliopsida; Fagales; Fagaceae. Bases 1 to 444 code for a protein of 147 amino acids. The transcript has a single exon.